AUGCACCUGCAGUUGUGGUAUUUGGCUGCACCCUUCUGGAUGAAAGUUUUCUGGGAAGACUAUCUGAGAGAUGGGACUUUUUACUUGCACAUGGCCUCCUCGCAAUCUUUCCCCGCACACCUCAAACUGCGUCAAGCAAACCAUAGACGUAUUUUAAGAGAGCUUUGCUUGGCCAAUAGCAGCCUAAAUUUCCUUGGGAAAUUGAAGACUUUUGACCAGAUUCCAAACUAAGCCCUGGAUCAUCUCAUUGUGGAUGAUCGCCAUGGUGUGAUUUACUGUUUUGUGCCCAAGUUGGCAUGUACCAACUGGAAACGAGUCAUGAUUGUGCUCAGCCAAAACCUCAAGACAUGAGCUUCAUAUUGCGAUCCUCUUACCAUACCAGCAGACUUUAGCCACAGUCCUACACAGCAUCUGACUUUUAACAAGUUUCAGAGGCGCUUUGGUCAUGCCUCGCGACAUUUAAUGCAACAAAAGCUGACGAACUAUACAAAGUUCCUUUUUGUACGGGAUACUAUUGUACGACUCAUGUCUGCCUUCCGGAACAAGUUUGCUAGGCAAUCUAUAAACUAUAAACACUUUGGCUCCAUAAUGCUUCAGCAUUAUGCUAAUAUUUCAACACCCCGAUGUGCUCAAGAAGCCUUCGCCGCAGGUAUCCAACCCUCAUUUCCAAACUUUAAGUACCUGUUAGAUGCUGACACUGAGGAGGAGGAGCCAUUCAAUGAGCACUGGCAGCAGGUUUACAGACUCUGCCAUCCUUGCCAAAUUGUAUAUGACUUUGUUGGGAAGCUGGAAAUUCUUGAUGAUGAUGAUGAUGAUGCAGAACAUUUGUUGAAGAUGCUUGGAAUGGAUAAUCAGAUUAAAUUUCCCCCAGGGUACCGCAAUAGGACGUCAGCAAACUGGGAGCAAGACUGGUUUGUGAAUGUUCCUUUAGAUGAUAGGAGAGAACUUUACAAUCUCUAUGAACCUGACUUCAGGUAAUUUGGACAUGGCAAACCUGAGACGCCUCCGUAUUAA
Myxocyprinus asiaticus (Chinese sucker) is the source of this 1014-nucleotide messenger RNA. Its product is annotated as carbohydrate sulfotransferase 12. Gene Ontology annotation, cellular component: membrane. Lineage: Eukaryota; Metazoa; Chordata; Actinopteri; Cypriniformes; Catostomidae. Gene Ontology annotation, molecular function: sulfotransferase activity. The record is from RefSeq and is a predicted model, not a curated record. Gene Ontology annotation, biological process: carbohydrate biosynthetic process; proteoglycan biosynthetic process.